Molecule: messenger RNA, 2390 nt
Organism: Amoebophrya sp. A120
Lineage: Eukaryota; Dinophyceae; Syndiniales; Amoebophryaceae
Source: the annotation of a GenBank genome assembly
UGUAAAAGACGCUGAGUUAUUGCUUCUCAUCUAGGAGAUCGAUUACUUACACUUCCUUGAGUUGAAAACGAUGAAAUUUCUGUCGUCUUUGAAUCAAUCACGGCAGAUGAAUUUGUGCCAGUUUUGAAAUUUCUUCCUGAAGGAAGUAUUACGUUCCUACUUACAAAAGUAGUAACCAUGAGCAGUAGUUCCUCCUCUUCGUCCUCUCGUGCUAUCGGCGCCCACGACCCUGAAGAAUACGAUCGCCGUCAUGGGUAUGGGAGCGCCAGGUGCUGGGGAAAAAUCGACAAUGUGGGAGGAUGAUUUUUCAACUCGUGAUGCAUAUUAAAAGGGACGACAGCGGUGCUGUAGUUGCCUAUUUUUCCAGGCGGUGCAUGACAAAUUUUAGGAUCAAGCGAUGCAUGAAAUCCAAUCGUGGUACAGCAUGCUGUCUGGAAGAAAGACGAGGACGACUGCUGGUUUCCUCGUCCUCUAUAUGAUGUACAGCUCCAUUCAACAUCAGCCCGAGGGGGCUUUUUGCGAUCGGCUUCGCUGGCCUCUCAUUUGAUGCCAGGCUGCUUGCGACUAGCAUUUCUUGCAGCACAAAUUGUUUCAUUUCCAUUUCACGUUCUGUAGAUUCCCCACCUCCUGGCGCUUCCAUACCGGUCGGUGGUGGAAGGACUACCGCGACAAGCGUCGGCCUAUCCCCCAGAAAAAAGCAGGCAGGGCAUAUUUGUAAUGCGAGAAUACAUUAUGUAUUGCGACGUAUCGGGGGAAAGAACAGCAUGCUAGGGGCGAGCCCCUUGAGAGAUCAUCUUCCUGCGAAUUCGUUCUAUCGAUAUACAAAUACGCCCUGUCUGCUUUUUUCUGUGGGACACCACCGAUUUUCUACUCGGAGAUCGGCAAACCGUGCCGCAAGCCCGGCGUACACAAGUCCCUGCUCUACGUGUGGCAGAAGCACACGCGCAACUGGGUGAACCUGAUCAAGUCCGACCACCGCAAGCGCUGGCCCAAGCACUUCGGGCUGACGAUUGCUUUUUUCGCGGAAUUUUGCUUCUCCCGGGCCUGGAGCCGGAAAAACUUGUUCGAAGUAUGCAGCCUGCUGUAUCGAAAAGAAAAAUCCCCCCUCCCCAUAUCGAAACGAAAUUUCUGAUGCUGGAUUUGUGUACACAAAUCCGAGCUGUCUUGCUGGAGAGCACUGCAGGCCCAUAGCAAGCCCGAGUAGAAGGGUCUUGGCUUAAGCACUUAGCAUGAAAAACGUCCGCGCUGUAGGCCCAACAGCAUGACAAACCGUCUGCACAAUGCGGCAGAGCUUCCGCAGUUGCCUUCUUGCAAGACAGACACGAUUUGUGACCACAAAUCAGCAUCACAAAUUUCCAAAAAUGUACUUUUUCAGUAUGGGGAGGGGGGAUUUUCCCUUUCAAUAUGCUGCCCGGAUUCGGCGUUGGGUGUUGGUUGUGGAAGACGAGUUAUAUCAAAUGCAAAAAUGUCUGGGUCUGGAAGAUUGCGACUUGUCAUGGUAAAUCUGAAGUAUGCAAAAAUCUGUGUUGCAUGAGUGCCAAAAGCUUUCCACUUUUGACCAAGUUGGAGCGGAGUUUCUCAUGCAGAAUAGGCAUGGCAGAGACCUCGCAGAGUCUGUCAUGCUAAGUCCCGCAUUCCAGACCUCAUGGGUCAUGGAAAAUCUGCGCGACAAGUCUACACUCUUCCAGACCCAAACAUUUUUGUACUUGAUAAGUUACGGGAAAAAUCAAAUCUUCCGCUGUGAGCAUUUGCAGUACCGGAUCCAAUAUCCUGUGCACAAGUAUCGUACUCGUAGUAAUUGCAGCCACGCAUUGCAAAUCGCGUUCCUAAGGUACAUCAGCAUGACAAAUUCCACUUUUCAGCUGCUGAGCGAAUUUGCGUUGCGAUUACUACGAGUGCGGUACUUUGGCAAUGCAUACCCAACCCUUUUGCGGCAAGGUGUCCGGGGUAACCUGUUUUGACAACAAUUUGCUUUCGAGGCGUCCUGUUGUAGUAGACGAGCCCGCCCGCCCAGCAGGAUCAUCACAGAACAUCAACCUGGCUUUAGUAGCGAAACUUGGUGGUGAAGUUGAAGAUGCUAGUACAACUUCAAUGGUCAGUCCAACCAUCAUACGCCGCGAGCUGCACGCUCCGUGCGGGAAAACCCUGAAGGGCUGGAACUACCGAUUUCCGGAAAAUUGGCGAAGGGACUUGUGGCUCUAUCGCCCGAGGUUUCCCCUGCCCCCGGAAGGGGGAGGAGGAGGGGGUGCGACAAGUACUUCUAGCUAGCGUCACUCUACUACGCGUAAACGUGCAACAAUGACGAAAGCGAAAGAAAUGCGAUGCGUGCCAAGGUGUUAGAGAGUUGGUUUAAGGAGCAAUAAAAGCAUGAGGGUCGACUUCCAUCUGUC